AUGGAACUCAUUACUGCCUGGAUCAAAUCACUACGCGGUGAUCAGCAUAUCGAAUUAGUGUCGACUGGGAGAGAUGGCUUCCUUAUAGAUAAGGAAAUACUUCUGCCAUUCUUUGAAAAAUUCAGCGCAAUCCAGAGCUGGACUAUAUUUCUCCCGAGCGUUAGCGGAUUUGCGCAUAUCAAUUUAAAUACGCUUAUUGGACUUUGGCAGAAUCGUGAUGCGCCGCCUCCGUGUAUAGACCAGGCGACGAAUGCCAUAGCUCUGUUUUUGGACGAGGCAGCAAAGCGACAGAAAGCGCUUUCUGAAGCCGGCAAAACAUACAGACAGCUUGUUACGCGUGGGCGUAAUUCAAUCCGUCGGGAUCGAGCGUCUGGUCUCGAGAGAGAGGCUCUGCUAUGUGAGCGGACGGACGCUAAGGGCGCCAAUCUCGAGCGGGAUCCUGCCCUAAGUGAGCAGACCAACACCAAGGGCGCCAAUGUCGAGCAGACGGACGCUGGAGGCGUCGAUGUCGAGCGGUUUACGGCGCUACAGGAUUCAGACAUGGAGCUGUUUCAUGAGAUAUCGGACGACGAUUUCUUUGAUGCGCUUCCCAUGAUAACUGCGACGACUCCGCGUCAUCGCAUAACUCAUGCGAUUACGUGCCCAAGUCGCCCCAAGCCAUGCAGAAUCGAAAAGGUGCCUCGACAACUACCCCCACGUCUGUACCCUCGCUAUUUUUGGUAUGGAGGAAGCUUGCGACCUCGUAUACCUGAAGGAACUACGGAGUGA
Messenger RNA from Penicillium brasilianum, 768 nucleotides. The record is from the annotation of a GenBank genome assembly. NCBI's taxonomy places the organism in Eukaryota, Fungi, Ascomycota, Eurotiomycetes, Eurotiales, Aspergillaceae.